Molecule: messenger RNA, 357 nt
Organism: Grus americana (Whooping crane)
Lineage: Eukaryota; Metazoa; Chordata; Aves; Gruiformes; Gruidae
Product: feather keratin 4-like
Exons: 1
Coding region: 1-357 (118 amino acids)
Cellular component (GO): intermediate filament
Molecular function (GO): structural constituent of cytoskeleton
Source: RefSeq, a predicted model, not a curated record
AUGUCUUCCUACAGGCAGAUGAUCAGCUCCCGCUGCCUUGCACCCUGUGAAGUGACCUGCCUGCAGCCCAUUACAAACGCCUGGAACCAGCCCUGUGUUACAUCCUGUGGCGAUUCGAGAGCUGUGAUCUACCCACCGCCCGUGGUCAUGACCUUCCCAGGACCCAUUCUCAGCUCCUGCCCUCAGGAGAGCUUUGUGGGCAGCUCAGCACCAUCCAGCAUUGGGAACAUAUUUGGAUCCAUGAGCUCUCUGGGUCCCAGUGGCUCCUAUGGCUCUAGGAGCUUGUACAAUUAUGGGAGGACAUAUUCUUCUUAUGGAUCCAGUGGUUAUGGUUUUGGGAGCUGCAGACCAUGUUAA